This is a messenger RNA of Melanotaenia boesemani (Boeseman's rainbowfish), 1636 nucleotides long. RefSeq names its product DnaJ heat shock protein family (Hsp40) member B1b (gene dnajb1b). Gene Ontology annotation, cellular component: cytosol. Gene Ontology annotation, molecular function: transcription corepressor activity; Hsp70 protein binding. The transcript is spliced from 3 exons. NCBI's taxonomy places the organism in Eukaryota, Metazoa, Chordata, Actinopteri, Atheriniformes, Melanotaeniidae. The record is from RefSeq and is a predicted model, not a curated record. Bases 138 to 1187 code for a protein of 349 amino acids.
AAGUCUGGAACUUUCCACGCUGUUUAUAAGGAAAAGAGUCGGAGCGCUGCACGCAGAGUUCAGACAGAGGAGGGACGAGAGCUACUGUUGUUAAUAGCUUUUCAAGUUUAUACUACACAGGCCGUUAGACGGUCAAGAUGGGCAAGGACUACUACGAAAUAUUGGGAAUUAAGAAAGGGGCGUCGGAUGACGACAUAAAGAAGGCUUAUCGGAAGCAGGCUUUAAGAUACCAUCCCGAUAAAAACAAGUCACCGGGAGCCGAGGAGAAAUUCAAAGAGAUUGCCGAAGCGUACGACGUGUUGAGCGACCCAAAGAAAAAAGACAUAUAUGAUCGUUUCGGUGAAGAAGGUCUAAAAGGUGGAGGCCCCUCUGUUGGUGGUGGUGGUGGUGGACCAGGCACUUACAGCUACACUUUCCAGGGCGACCCUCAUGCCAUCUUUGCAGAGUUUUUUGGUGGACGAAACCCUUUUGAACAGUUCUUUGGUGGUGCCCGCAAUGGCGGUAUGGAUGAGAACAUGGACACUGACGACCCAUUUUCCCGCUUUGGGAUGGGAGGCGGUGGAAUGGGAGGUUUCCCGCGCUCCUUCAGCACUGGCAUGGGAGGAAUGGGCGGUCAGACUAGCGUAGUAAAAAAGCAGCAGGACCCACCUGUGGUUCACGAUCUCCGGGUGUCACUAGAGGAAGUGUUGUCAGGUUGCACAAAAAAAAUGAAGAUCUCCCGCAAAAGGCUGAACCCUGAUGGCCGAACAACACGGACAGAAGAGAAAAUCCUGGAGGUGCAAAUCAGGAAGGGGUGGAAAGAGGGCACCAAAAUCACAUUUCCUAAAGAGGGGGAUGAAACUCCAAGAAACAUUCCAGCUGACGUGGUGUUUGUGUUGAAGGACAAGACACAUUCUGUGUUCAAACGGGAUGGUUCUGAUAUUAUUUACCCUGCCAAGGUCUCCCUCAGAGAUGCCUUGUGUGGCUGCACAGUCAACGUACCCACGCUGGACGGCAGAACAGUACCUGUGGCAGUAACAGAUGUUGUGCACCCAGGAAUGAAGCGACGAGUUAGCGCGGAAGGGCUGCCUUAUCCCAAACGACCUGAUCGUAGAGGUGACCUAAUAGUAGAGUAUGAGGUGAAAUUCCCAGAACGACUCAGUCAGAACGCUCGGGACACCAUCGCUGGCGUUCUUCCACGUUCCUAAAAAAGAGACCUGAUGGACUUGCACUAUGCUGCCAACUAUUUCUUUUGGAUAAUUAUGUGGAUGUUUAUAUGCACUCACUGCAGACUAGCCUCCUGAGUCCUAGCAUCCUUGUUUUAUUUUUUGAUUCCUCCUAACCCCAAAAAGCUAGAAGAAAUCUCUUAAUGCAAGUCAAACUAAAGCUCAGGUCUCAGGAGGAUAGAGUAAGGACUCAGGGGUCAGACGGUCAUUUAUGUACACGGCUCUCCACGUAAAUCUCACCUUCAGGAAAAUCACAGUGUGGAUGAGUGCAACAUUUCACAUUUAGACUGUAAAUAUGUGACCAGUAAUGAGUGGUGUUUGGUUUUAUGAGUAAGGUUAUAUUUUGAACAAUAGUACAAUAAGCAUAGAAAAUACACAUGCACUAUUUCAUAUUCCGAGAUGUUUUGUUCUAUAAUAAAAGUUUUUAUUGA